Protopolystoma xenopodis is the source of this 885-nucleotide messenger RNA. Lineage: Eukaryota; Metazoa; Platyhelminthes; Monogenea; Polystomatidea; Polystomatidae. The record is from the annotation of a GenBank genome assembly.
AUGCAUGCACCAGUCUGCACCGACUCCACUUUGACCUUUUGGUACAGCCUGCUUCAGGGCCUGGUCGGCAUAGUGCUGAUCGCCCUUGCCUGCUAUACCAAAUUUGCACAGCCCAACUACCUGAUGCCAUGGCCCCCGCAGACCUGGUUACCGGAAGAUCUCUUCCAACUAUCCGAUCGGCUAUCCGUCGAGACCUUUAAGCCCUACUCAGAUCGCAUCAUCACCCUAUUCUUCAUAAUCGGGGCCAUCUGCCUCUUCAUCACCUUCCUCACCAUCCUCGGCACUGGGUUCAACUCGCCCAAUCUGCUCCGACUCGACGUCCUGACAGUGCACUUGUUGGCGGGUGUGCUGAUCACAGGCGCCGUGAAUCUGGCCACAGACAAGCGCCUGAUACACGCCCAUCUGCAGACCGAGCUGCGGCAUCUGCUGGCCGACGGCUACUCGUUCGACUGGGCGCGCCAGGCCGCCUGGAACAGCAGCCACUGGCGGACGGAGGCCGAGGCUGCAGUGGACAGCUUCACGCGGCUGGUGGAUGCUGUUCAGUGGAGCUACGGCUGCUGCGGAGUGAUGAAUGGCAGCGACUUCUUCGGGCUCUCGGGCAACAUCACGCUGCAAGAGCUCGGCCUGCAGCCCGUCCGAGCGCCCAGCUCCUGCUGCCGAGGGGAGAGUAUCACUUCGUGCCGGCUGCAGCACACCGAGUGGAACAGUAACUUCCACACAGGCUGCUACGGCUCGAGGAUGCGCGAAGUGGUGAACAAACGUUUUGAGUGGCUCAUCUUGGCCAUGGUUUUCUGCACGAUGCUCACUUUCGUCAUGUGCGUCAAUCUGAUGUAUCAAUUUUGCAGGGAGCGAGAGAACCGCAAAGCUAUGCAGACGAUAGCAUAG